UUUCUUCUUUUAAUAAAAUCCCUUCUGCUUCCUCUCUCUUUCUUCUUCUUCCUCUCUUUCUCUCCCGCUUUUUUUCGAUUCGUCGAUCUCUUCACAUUCUCUCCCCGGAAUCUCCGUUAUUCUCGCCGUAGAUCUGCUUCCGUAUACCUAAUAGGAUCUCUGCUUACCGGAGAUCCGUUUUUUCUGAGGUUGAAUUUUCGGUUUCUCUUUCUUUUUUUGGGGAUUUUGUUAUCUUGUCGAGAUUCGUUCUCAUGUCGGACGAACCUGAGAAAUUCCCACCUUCGAAGCGGCAGCAGCAGCAUCCUUCUCUGUCUUCUAUGAAGCCUCCCUUAGUUGCUCCCGGCGAGUAUCACAGGUUUGAUUCCGCCGAGACUCGCUUAGCUGGAGGAGCUGCUGCUGCUGCUGAUCACCUCGUCUCUGACUCGAUUGUUAUUAAAUCUACUCUGAAGCGUAAGACAGAUGCGGUAAACCAAAUAGUUGAGGCCAAUGAAUUGAGUACCGGUGUUCUCCAAACACCUGUAUCAGGGAAAGGAGGGAAGGCCAAAAAAACUUCUAGGUCUGCGAAGUCUAAUAAAUCUGGAACGCAAGCUUCUGGUUCUAAUGCAGGUUCUCCUGGAAAUAACUUUGCACAGGCCGGUACUUGUCGAUAUGAUAGUUCACUAGGUCUUUUGACAAAGAAAUUUAUUAAUUUGAUAAAACAAGCAGAGGAUGGUAUUCUCGAUCUAAAUAAAGCAGCUGAGACUUUAGAGGUACAAAAGAGAAGGAUAUACGAUAUAACCAAUGUGUUAGAAGGAAUAGGUUUGAUAGAGAAGACGCUCAAGAACAGGAUUCAGUGGAAGGGUCUUGAUGUCUCAAAACCAGGAGAAACAAUUGAAAGCAUAGCUAACCUUCAGGAUGAAGUACAUAACCUCACAGUUGAGGAGGCAAAAUUAGAUGACCAAAUCAGAGAUUCACAGGAAAGAUUAACAAGCUUGAGUGAGGAUGAAAACAACAAAAGGUUACUGUUUGUCACCGAAGACGACAUCAAAAACCUACCGUGCUUCCAGAAUAAGACGCUGAUAGCUGUGAAGGCACCACAUGGAACAACUCUUGAGGUGCCAGAUCCUGAUGAGGCUGGUGGUUAUUCUCAGAGGAGAUAUAGAAUGAUCUUAAGAAGCACAAUGGGACCAAUAGACGUGUACCUAGUCAGUCAAUUCGAAGAGAGUUUUGAGGACAUUCCUCACACUGAUGAACCUUCAAAAGUUCCUGAUGAGCCCUCAAAAGUACCUGAUGGACCCUCAAAUCUUCCUUCAACAUCUGGUCUCCCUGAGAACCACGAUGUAGCCACGCCGAUGGAAGAGGACAGCACCGAAAGAAACAUGGAAACACAGGAACUUGAUGAUACCCAAAGAGUUUACUCUGAGAUCGAAUCUCAUGACUUUGUCGAUGGUAUCAUGAAGAUUGUUCCUCCAGAUUUGGAUAUGGGUGUAGAUUACUGGCUUCGAUCAGAGGUUGGUGAAGUCAGCAUCACAGACUUGUGGCCAGAUGAAUCUGGACCGGACUGGAACCAUUUGGGCUCAUUUGAUCAAAACCACGCUGAACCAAGCAACACAACCUUGGAGCAGCCACAAACUCCAUCGAGCCCAACGCCAGAAGAUUCAACUGCUACGAGAUCUACAGGUAGCUGAAGUUACCAUACAACAGGUCAAGCCCCACCAUACAUCUGUACAUAGAAUCUGAUUUGGGUGCAUGCAUCCAGAGUUAUGUUGUACUUGUACAGUAGCUGCAUUGCGUUAUCAUAGAAUUAGAGAUUGCAAAAAAAUAAAAGUAGAGAAACCAACCCUUCGUUGUAUCUUUUUCUAUUUUUUUAGCUUCUCGGCUUAUAUAGAAUAGCCCGCCCUUAACCCAUUGUUUUUCUUCUCUAGUCGAGUGAAACUGCAAAAUACCUUUUAGAGUUUCUUCUAGUCAGGAGCGUAAAUAAUAAGCUUUCAAGGUACCAAAUGAAACCAUAUUUUAUUUC
Capsella rubella is the source of this 1999-nucleotide messenger RNA. RefSeq names its product transcription factor E2FB. Bases 252 to 1667 code for a protein of 471 amino acids. Gene Ontology annotation, molecular function: DNA-binding transcription factor activity, RNA polymerase II-specific; RNA polymerase II cis-regulatory region sequence-specific DNA binding; protein dimerization activity. Gene Ontology annotation, biological process: regulation of transcription by RNA polymerase II. NCBI's taxonomy places the organism in Eukaryota, Viridiplantae, Streptophyta, Magnoliopsida, Brassicales, Brassicaceae. The record is from RefSeq and is a predicted model, not a curated record. The transcript is spliced from 14 exons. Gene Ontology annotation, cellular component: RNA polymerase II transcription regulator complex.